AGGACGUAGCUACCAAAGAAGCAGAAGUGUCAUUACCUUGCAGCUCAUGUCGACAAAAAGCUACACUGCACAUUUCUCUUAGUUAGGCUGCUAAGAGGAAGGAAACACGAAACACACACACACACACACACACACACACACACACACACACACACACGCCUCGUUUUCUGCAUGUAAAAUGUGUGUGUUCUUUAAAAGCCAGUGGUUGGCUGGUUUUCCGGACAUGAUGUGGUUGAAGCUGUCAUCGUAAUGGAAAUUCAUUGCUGUAGCUAUGGUAAAUCGAGUUUUCUGCCUGUGCUGAAUGCAUUAAUCUAAUGAGAUGUUUGCAGCUGGAGCGCAGGGCUGCUGGAGACUAACUGUGAGCUACUAACACGGGUGGAAGAUAGCUUUUGCAAUACUCGGUUUGCAUGUGCUGAAAGUCAUCUGUCUUCUGAGUCAACACUCCCGACCUGGUAAACAACCUGCUCAGGGCUCUGGUGAACAAGCUGUAGCACCUCUUCUGCCUGUGAGCGAUUUGUCACCUCAUUCUGUAAGACUGGCACCAGCAGAAAUGCAGUCUCAAAGGAUCCCGGGGAGAAAGCGAGGCCGACCCUCACUUCACUCCACGCCUAUGAAGAUGGCAGUUCAUAACCUUUAUUCUGCUUCAGCUGGCUCUUUACCAGCAGUGAAGAUCCCAAAGAAAAGAGGGCGGAAACCCGGGUACAAGAUCAAGUCUCGGGUUCUCAUGACUCCCUUAGCCCUCUCACCUCCGCGGAGUACCCCAGAGCCCGACCUCAGCUCUAUCCCUCAGGAUGCAGCCACGGUCCCCAGCUUGGCGGCCCCACAGGCUCUCACAGUCUGCCUCUACAUCAACAAGCAGGCCAAUGCGGGGCCCUAUCUGGAGAGGAAGAAGGUGCAGCAGCUCCCGGAGCAUUUUGGGCCCGAGCGGCCAUCGGCGGUGCUGCAGCAGGCCGUCCAAGCCUGCAUCGACUGCGCCCACCAGCAGAAGCUGGUCUUCUCCCUGGUCAAGCAGGGCUAUGGUGGUGAGAUGGUGUCAGUCUCGGCUUCCUUUGAUGGCAAACAGCACCUGCGGAGCCUGCCUGUGGUGAACAGCAUCGGCUAUGUCCUCCGCUUCCUCGCCAAGCUGUGCCGAAGCCUCCUGUGCGAUGACCUCUUCAGCCACCAGCCCUUCCCCAGGGGCUGCAGUGCCUCUGAGAAAGUCCAGGAGAAAGAGGAAGGGAGGAUGGAAUCAGCCAAGACAGUCAUCACCGAAGAGUACCUGGUGAACCCUGUGGGCAUGAACCGCUACAGCGUGGACACCUCCGCCUCCACCUUUAACCACAGGGGCUCCUUGCACCCCUCCUCCUCGCUGUACUGCAAGAGGCAGAACUCUGGAGACAGCCACCUUGGGGGUGGUCCUGCUGCCACCGCUGGUGGUCCCCGCACUAGCCCCAUGUCUUCUGGUGGCCCCUCGGCACCUGGGCUGAGGCCCCCAGCCUCCAGCCCCAAGAGAAACACGACCUCUCUUGAAGGAAACAGAUGUGCCUCAAGCCCUUCUCAGGAUGCGCAGAAUGCCAGGCGGCCACGGAGCAGGAACCCCUCCGCCUGGACAGUGGAGGACGUGGUGUGGUUUGUGAAGGACGCCGACCCGCAGGCUCUGGGGCCUCACGUGGAGCUCUUCAGAAAGCACGAGAUUGAUGGCAACGCUCUGCUGUUGCUGAAGAGUGACAUGGUCAUGAAGUACCUGGGCCUGAAGCUGGGACCCGCACUGAAACUCUGCUACCACAUUGACAAACUGAAGCAAGCCAAGUUCUGACGUUUUUAAAAAGACAGAAGCGAAACCCAAAACAACAGAUCUCAAGAUUAUCUUCUGCCUUACCAAUAUCCCGCCAACAUCACAAAAUAGACUCUCCUCUUAAAAUUAACAGCCACAGAGACGUGGUCUUUUUAUAAAACUUGUGAAUCUUUGCCUUUUGAAGAAUUUAACACGGACCUUUUCGAGAGGCUCCUCUGUGUUCAUAAUUUGCCAAAAAAUUACAAAAGCCUGUGAUUUUUAACAUCCCUGUUAUGCUGAUUUCUCUUAAAGUGGGUCCUAUUUGCAUAACGAGAGAGUGGGGAACUGAAUGCUUACGCCCAAGGAGAGUUCUGGAGGGUUCAAAGGAUGAAAGAAGGACCUUUGUCCCUGCGGUCUCUGCAGGGACACCCCCCUCAGCACCAUCUGCCUCUAACUCUGACCUGGGGACCUAUCCAUGUGAGCCUUGUUUGCCUCAGCUCUGGAAGCUGACUUCUGAAGAUGACUGCCUCACCUUGCACUAUCUGGAAAACUUGAAUUAUUUUACGCCGUGAAAGAAAAAGGAAAAAAAAAAUCUUUUCUGUUCCUAGAAAAUCUGAAGUACUGUGUUUCUCCGCUAGAGGGCAGACUGCUAAUGAAAUUUCAGGACCCUCACUGACUGCAGUAGCAGGAUUGUUCAGUACUGAGUGGAUGGGUUAGGGUGUCUGUGAACAAGAUCUAGCCCACACAGAAACAGGGGAUUUAUUCCACAGUUAGCACCACAGAUUGCGACUUGGGAAGAAACCAUCAGCUAGAGGGGUCUAGUUCGUAUCCAAUCAUUAUUGACUGACUGACUGAUACUCAACUAGCAAAGGCAAGAAUUUGGAAGCACGCUCUACCCAGAUGGGACUUUGGAGUUCCUUCCCUUCCAGAGUCCUUAUUGAGGUGUUGAAGUGUUGGCAUGCCGAAGAAUCUUAGUGACAUUUAGCCAUGGGUGUUUCUUUAAAAAAGGAAAAGAAAAUGUCUCAACGAAGCUUUGAAAUGGGAGAGUGUUGAUUUCUAGUUACAUUGCUGGGUUAUGUAGUUGUAUCUGUGGCUAAUUUUUCUAGUCCUCAACAAAUACACAGACAUGCUAUUAUGGGGUUUAAUUCAAUUUACAAAUAGGUUUUCCUUCCUCACCGUGGAGUAAUAGAAAAAAUUGAUUUUCUGCUCCUUUGCAGCUGUGUCCAGAGACGGACAAUGAAUCCACAAUUUAUUAGGCAGAGGCACAACUUCUCCACCAUUCGUUUUAUCCUUCUCUUUUCUCUGUUUCCCUCCACCUCUCUUCUUCUUCUUUCACACUGAGCAGAAAACAUAUCUUCAAAAUGAAUUCGCCUUUGCCAUGUGCAUAUUCUCUUCCUUAAAAGGACAUCAACAGUGUUGGAGAUGAGGAGAUGAACAUUAGAUUUUGGAAUUUCUGGGAGGGAGAGGGUUAGGGAUGACUCAGGGCCUCCCUUCGCCCAAAGGUGAAUCAGAAAAGGCACCCCUUUCUCUGGGAUACAACCUGAGCAGGGGUCUCAGCUGGCAAGUGGAGCAGGGUGGGGGCUCAACCUCCUCACCGCUUGAUCAGCUGCCGUUGUACAGAGCAUGACCUGUAUAACCUUGAGGGCAGCCCUGGGUAGAUCUGCAGAGUGACCCUCUAUAUAGUUAGAAUCCAGAUGAAGGCCAUAAGAAAUAGUCCAUGCCAUGCCGUUAGGCCCGCUUUCAUGUGCAGUACUUGAGAAAGCACAUAGUAGCCUCCUUUUCAGACACACAAAUGGUGGCUGGACUGAGAGCAUGGCAGAGAAGGGGAGGAGGAGAAUGUACUAAACUUGCUCACUGAAUUGAGCUUGAGUUAUUAGAUUGUAGAAGAGCUUGAUGUCUGGUGAUUUUGUUACAGGAAGGGGGUCCCGAUCCAGACCCCAAGAGAGGGCUCUUGGAUCUCAUGCAAGAAAGAAUUCAGGGUGAGUCCAUAAAGUAAAGUGAAAGCAAGUUUAUUAAGAAAGUAAAGGAAUGAAAGAAUGGCAACCCCAUAGUCAAAGCAGCUCUGAGGGCUGCUGGUUGCCCAUUUUUAUGGUUAUUUCUUGAUAUGCUAAACAAGGGGUGGAUUAUUCAUGCCUCCCCCUUUUAGAUCAUAUAGGGUAACUUCCUGAUGUUGCCAUGGCAUUUGUAAAACCGUCAUGGCACUGGUGGUAGUAUAGCAGCGAGGACAACCAGAGGUCACUCUCGUUGCCAUCUUGGUUUUGGUGGGUUUUAGCCAACUUCUUUACUGCAACCUGUUUUAUCAGAAGGUCUUUAUGACCUGUAUCUUGUGCUGACCUCCUGUCUCAUCCUGUGACUCAGAAUGCCAUAACCAUCUGGGAAUGCAGCCCAGUAGGUCUCAGCCCCAUUUUACCCAGCUCCCAUUCAAGAUGGAGUUGCUCUGGUUCAAAUGCCUCUGACAGGUUCAGCACCUGAGAAAAGUACCUUGAAUCAGGCCUUGGGGCAGAGUCUUCAAGAUUUUAAGGUGGUAGGGCCUGUCUCUUAAGAAUUUAUUAAUCGUAAGUGCUCACUGCUGGUUUAGAGUUAGAUACAUUUCCCUCAAAACAGCCAUGGGCAGGUUAUGUACUCAGAACUGCCAGUGUGAAAACAAUGAGAUCCAGAAAAAUCCCACAACAAUCCAGGUUUUUCACUCCUCUUUUUUUUUUCUCAAUCUUCCGAUACUUGCGGUACCUCUUCCAUCAACAGAUACCUCAUGUAGUGACUUCCAGUAUUAAGUUUUCAAAACUUCCUACCCACCCUCAUCAGUGACUCCUUCACUACAGAGUCACAAACACUGGUGCUCUCAAAUAAAAAUCAGCCCCAAACAAUGUCAAAGAGAUCCCUUGAGUAGUUUUCAGGCGAGAGAUAUGUUCUCAUUUCAAGUCUUGGAGAAAACUGGAUCCAUGUUCACGUGGAACUUCUCUCACGGAGGUGCUAUCUCAUUUUGCAUUAAACUUUAAGCAGGACAGAUUGCUGAAGCCAUGAUAUUUAAGGUUUGACUUUUUAAAAAUCUCAUUACUCUUAAAAUAAAUGCUGCCACAUCAGAGAAUAACCUGGGGAGGAAAAUCUUCCUUGACUGUUUCUGCACUGAAAUGCAAUUAGCCAACUAAAUUAUUGUAGCAAUACUGCAAUUAUAAUUAAUUUUCACCCCUCUCAAAAAUCUUGUCAAACCAGGAGGCUAAAUAGCUUCACAAAUGUAAAACACACCAGGCCAUUUCCUCUAAACAGACCUUAAAGGGUUAGGCCACGUGGGUCACCCUUGUCCAAAUGAGAGCGGACUUGGGGGCCUCUCAC
Gorilla gorilla gorilla (western lowland gorilla) is the source of this 5083-nucleotide messenger RNA. RefSeq names its product Scm polycomb group protein like 4 (gene SCML4). Gene Ontology annotation, cellular component: nucleus. The transcript has 8 exons. Bases 551 to 1795 code for a protein of 414 amino acids. The record is from RefSeq and is a predicted model, not a curated record. Gene Ontology annotation, molecular function: chromatin binding; histone binding. Gene Ontology annotation, biological process: negative regulation of DNA-templated transcription. NCBI's taxonomy places the organism in Eukaryota, Metazoa, Chordata, Mammalia, Primates, Hominidae.